Molecule: messenger RNA, 705 nt
Organism: Populus nigra (black poplar)
Lineage: Eukaryota; Viridiplantae; Streptophyta; Magnoliopsida; Malpighiales; Salicaceae
Exons: 1
Coding region: 1-705 (234 amino acids)
Source: RefSeq, a predicted model, not a curated record
AUGGAAGCAACAGAAGCAAUCGAGCUCUUUGAUUCAUACUGGUUUGAGAUGGAAAUAUUCAAGAAACAACCGAUUUUACCUAAAUCAUCAAGUUUAGAAGCAAACCCAGAUCAUGAAAAUCAAGAAAAGGCUCUAAAACCAGAGAUUUCAAGACUCCCAGCGACCAUUACAAGGUCUAUGAGUGAAGUUUUAUGCUCCAAUACAACCUUCAGUUUUGGCUUUUCUUUCUCUUCAGAUUCAGUCCUCCGCGCACCAAAGCUCCACACCAUCAUUUCAGGCAAAGACUUCACAGAAGAAGAGUAUUCAACACCAACGGAGAAGGAAUAUGUCCUGGAAUCACAUAAAAAGAAAGUUACGAGGAGAAGAGGAAAGAAAGUUACAAGCAAGAGCUUGUCAGAAUUGGAAUAUCAAGAGCUAAAAGGGUUUACGGAUUUGGGGUUUGUCUUCUCAGAAGAAGAUAAAGAUUCAAACUUGGCUUCAAUAAUUCCAGGAUUGCAAAGACUUGGUAAGCAACAUGAGGAUGAAACCGUUCUUGAUGAGCCUACAGUUUCUAGGCCUUAUUUAUCUGAAGCAUGGGAAGUUCAGGAACAGAGAAUGAAAGAGGAGCCAUUGAUGAAUUGGGCAAUUCCUGCUUUGAGCAAUGAGAUUGACAUGAAAGAUAAUCUUAGAUGGUGGGCUCAUACCGUUGCUUCUGCUGCUAUAUAA